GUUUGCAUUGCUGCACUGCACAGCACAGCACAGAUAAGCCCUAAUUGUUAUGCAACUCCUUAGCAUAAGCUCCUGGCAUGGCUCAUAUGCUUCCCUUGUACUAAGACUGUCCAAAAUAGCAACAAGAAAGCAUGUAACUAAAGACACAGCAGGAGUGUAGGAAUUCACCCAGGCCUUGGAUGUUGUAAAGAUUGAACAAUUCUUCAUUUCAAACUCUGCAAAAUGCUAAGCAUAAUGUAUUUUCUUCGGAGCUUUUUCAAGACCCCACAGCCGGUUGAAAACUACAUCAGUGAAGGAGAGUUUGAAGACGAUCUGAGUUCUUCUACCCCGAGCACAACGGAGCUGGAGGUCCGUGGAUCCAGCCAAGAAACAGAUGAAGAUUAUUUUGAAACCGUGUCACAUCAGAGUGGGUCUUUGUCAGAUGUAAAAACUGAGCCUUAUGAGAGUGCAUCAGACACAGAAUCCCUUUCCAGUGACGUAACUGGGAAUGCUUGCUCGGAUUCAAACUGCCUGCUUACUGAGAAAAUCCCCCUGUGCUGUAAUGUUCCCAAAGAAAAGGCAGAAACCUCCCAGGAACAGAACAGCUCCAGCCAACCAGAGUUCACCCAGCCUGUACAGCUAGCAUUGUCCUCCAAAAUAAAAGAAGCACCAAGCAAAACUGAAUUUUGCAUCCAGUUUGAAGAGUUAGAAGGUGAAGAAUUGGGUGAUGAAGAGCUAACGUUAUCCAGUGAUAUUUCCACCACAGAGAGCCAAGUCUAUGAAGAGAACAUUUUAUCAUGGGCAAAGAGAGAGUCUGUAACAGCACAGCAGAUUAAGGCAGAGUUAGAAAGCAGGGAAGUGCAGUCCUCUACCAACUCAGUACUUACAAAAAAUGACGUUGCAAGACUGAAGGAACACCCUGCAGUAUUUAGCAUUGCUUGUUUCAAAGCAAACUCAGAAAGUUGUUUGAUUUUUCCUGAGGUACAGCUGUUUUCCUUCCGGUCAGAUGCAGCACCAAGCUGCAGUUUGCCUAAUCUUCAUUUUGAAACAAAUGGGCCUAGCUGUAAAAGUGAUACUGAGACACCUGACUGUAAGUGUGAAUUAGAGUCUAUGUCCAGUAUAAAAUGCAGCAGGAGGAAUUCAGCUGACAGUGAGGACACUACAGGUAAAAGGAUAAAGUAUGGAAGUACAGAAACCAUGUUGACAUCAGAUUCACUCUCCUACCAGAGUUGCUUCAACCCAAAAUCCUGGCUACCACAAAAAAGGUCAGAGAUUACAGAAAGUAAAACAUGGCACAGUGUACCUGAAAAUAUCAGUGCUCAAAGGGAGACAGAAUGUCUGGUGAGCUGUAUUCACUCAACAGACAAAUUUAGAUGGUCAUGUUCCAGAAUACAUCUUCAAGAGCUGGAUUUUGAAUACACUUGGAAAAACUUAGGAAGGGUAACUGUAAGCCCUGAAAAGGCUAUAGAAACAGAGGGCCAGUUUGGCAUGAGAAGAUCUUUUCUUGAUACUGACACAGACUCAAAGGUGUGUCAGGUUUCUCAACCAGCAGCCUCUCUCCAGUGCAUUGAUUAUUGUUUGCACUCUAAAUCAGAGACAUGUGGCCUUAGCCCAGAGCCAGCUGGUACUUGUGCUGACAGCUUAACAGGGAGUGAUUCUUGUGAGGACAAUCCAAACCAAAAGGAGACAUCCCCUUCCCUGGAUUGUGAUCCAGGGAUCAUAGAUACUGAGGAACUUACACAAAACAAUGAGUGCACAGCUGAACGAGAUCUGGAAGAGAGCAGAUUCCCAAGUGAUAUUGAUAUUGAACUUACACAAAACAAUGAGUGCACAGCUGAAAGAGAUCUGGAAGAGAGCAGAUUCCCAUGUGAUAUUGAUGUUGAACUUACACAAAACAAUCAGUGCACAGCUGAAAGAGAUCUGGAAGUGAGCAGAUUCCCAUGUGAUAUUGAUAUUGAACUUACACAAAACCAUGAGUGCACAGCUGAAAGAGAUCUGGAAGAGAGCAGAUUCUCAUGUGAUAUUGAUAUUGAACUUACACAAAACAAUCAGUGCACAGCUGAAAGAGAUCUGGAAGAGAGCAGAUUCCCAUGUGAUAUUGAUAUUGAACUUACACAAAACAAUCAGUGCACAGCUGAAAGAGAUCUGGAAGAGAGCAGAUUCCCAUGUGAUACUGAUGUUGAAUCAGACACUGGUGACACUGAGAGCCCUGCAGCUUCUCCUGCAGGUGUUCCUGCUGGUGUGGAAAGCACAGACUGGGAUUGUUCUGUAACCUGUGUUUCCAGUAGUGGAACACAGCACACACAUUUGAAGGAGAAUGGUCUUGAAUCUGAGCUGUCAGAUACGGAGAUUGUGGCAGGAGAAAGAUGGGCAGAUGAUUCUGAUUCUUCUGAUCUUGGCUUUGGUUGGAAAGUCCUGGAAGCUGCAACACAACCAGAUGGCAGUGACAGAGGGGCAGAGCGUGGAGAGUCAGAGCAGCAAAAUACAAGUUGCAAAACUGGUGCCUUGAGGAGCCACUCGGAGCUAGGAACACAUGAAUAUCCUACUCAUGAAGAAAAGGAUGAAGAGAGUGUCUUGGCUGUUGAAAGGACUCUCAGAUCAGAUUAUAUAAUGCAGGGAAGGGAUGUAAUGACUGCUCCAGAAUUAAAGCCUGCCCUAAUUAUAGCCUCUGUGGAAGAGAAAGGAUUACAGUCCCAAACACUGAAUGAUAACCUUCCUACUGAAGUGGUAGCUGAAACAUUGGGAAAUGUAGUGAGCAAGGAUUUGAUGUCUCCUCAUACUGUCAGUAAAGCUCAUGGUGAGCCAGAGAGAGUUCUGAGUGAAUGCUGUAACUGUGAAGAACUAAUUCUGGCCACCCACCCCAUUCCUGGCAGUGCAGAGGUACUUUCUGGUAGGGAUACAACUGAAGUAAAACCAGAAAUUUCAGAAGAGAAAAGAGAAAAAACAGAAGUAGUUUCAUCCUUAGGGCUCACCUGUAGUAAUUCUGCAGUAGCAAGUGCAAAAUUGGAAUUCAGGAAUGUUGCUGUAGCACUAGGCAGUGAUUCACUUCCUGCAGAAAUUCAGACAGAUCCAUGUGAAAAAACACUUGUAAAAUCUCCCAGGGGAAGCAGUGUGGAGCUCUCUGAGGAUGAGCACUGCAGAGCAAGGCCACUGGUGACUGGAACAGUGCCACUGGAAACCAGCAGCAGUGUAAGCAGUGUGUGCCAGGAAGGUGGUGCUGGUGUCAGCCUUGAAGGGCCCAGCACUGUAAAAUCACAGGGCAGAGGUGGUGUGAUGGCCUUUGAGGAAGAGCCCUGCAGAACAAAGAGGGGAUUUGAAUUCAGGAGAGAACAGUUAGGAAGGUCAGGCUUUGGAAACCUUGGAAGAAGCGAUGACCAGGUGUCUAAGGAAGAGGAAUUCAAAGCACAUGGAAGCACAGAGGAAGGUUUGAAUAUUACUAGGGCAGUGACAGUGGACAUGAGCAGCAGUGUAAGAAGUUUGUGGCAGGGAGAUGGUGCUGGUGUCAGCCUUCAUUGGCCCAGCAUGGUCUCUGAACAAGCAGUAGGCAGGAGAGCAAAGGAAAGCUGUAUGGGCUCAAGGGAAGAAACAGGUAUUUGUGGAGAAGCCUCUCCUAGGGAAGGAAAGGAGGGCUCUCCUGCAGAAGAUGCCUCUAGCCCCAGCAAAGACAGUGCACUCAGUCUGGAUGUGUCUGAUGUCUUUGAUGAGUCUCUGAACAGGGACACCCACAGCACUUUCAUGCUGGGCCUGGACAAUGUGAGUACCUGCAGCACCAACAGUGAGGAACUGGAUGAGAACUCAUCCCACAUCCUGGGGAGUAACAGCAGUCUUCAUAAAGCUGUACAAAAGCCAACAAAGAAUGAGUAUUGUGGGAAAUCUUCCAGGUUUUUGGUAUUCCCAAAAAUGACAUCUUUCAGGAAAACUAAGCCUGCCUCAUGGGAAAAUCAGGGAAGCAGCAGUAUCUUUGGCAGCAAGGUAAAGAUGGAAGAACUGGAUGUUGGGAAAGAUGAUGACGACACUGCAAGUUUACUGUCUUUCAAAAGUUGUUCAUCUGGUUUAGUCUUCCACAGGAAGGAAAGCUACACCUCUGAGUACUCCGAUGAUGAUGAUUUAUUUUAUGAGAGACCUGCAGGAUUUUUCAGAUUGAGCCUGAGGAAGGCCUCUGGCUCUGGUCGGAUACUGAUGGAAGAUGCAGAUCGACAAGUUUCAGGUUCAUCUGAAAACAAUGACAGUGAACCUGUGGAGCAUUCAGGGAUUAGAAAAUCAUUCCCUGAAAAUGAACACAAAAGAAACAAAACCCCUGAGGGUAAGAAGUUCAGGACAAGGUUGGCCUUGGCACACAAAUCCCUCUCAAGCUUAUUUGAGUCCAAAUGUCCAGAAAAGGAAAACACUGAGCAAAGCUCAAAAGCAUCAGUGAAAAAUGAAAAGGAGAAAGUCAAACUUCGCCAGAGUGCCUGGAAAGCUUUUCUAAAGAGCAAGGAGGCAGAUGGACUAAAAAGACCUGUCCUAGUAAGUUUAUCAUCCACACAGGAGGGUCUCAAUGCAACCAGUGGCCAAGUGUUAACACCACUAGAACGACAGUAUAGUUCCAACAGAAACACUUUUUUAAAAACAGAAACAGAUAAUGGCUCCUCAACAGACUCCAACUAUUUUGACAGCUCUGUGGAGCCUCUUGAUGUCUCUUUACCUGCACGUAUGUGGAGAAGAAGAAUACAGUCCCAUGACUUGGGUAUCAGAUACUCACAGAGUUCAGACUGUGAUGAACAGCAGGAGGUUCUGAGCAACAGUUUAAACACUUCUCUUGAGGAAUACUGGAUUAAAACUCCAUUUAGCCCCCCUGACUUCCAGUUGGCAUUUAGUCAGUCAAGUCCAUCAUGUCCCCAGCUCUCCAAUUCUGAUGGUAAAGACAUGCCCUGUAGGCCCAUGAGUCCCAAACCUCAGAGCUCACGGUCCAUUUCUCAGCACAAGAACUUCCGCUACCCCGGGCACAUUUGCGCCGCUUCUAUGAUCUCUCUUGGGAACAGCUCUGGAGUGGAAAGCAGUCUGGAGGCUCCUGAGAGGCCAAAGACACUGAAACCCAGAGGAAGUCUCCUACACUCCUUGGACGACUUCCAGAGGGAUGACAGUGGCAUAAGCAGUCAAUCCCAGAUCAGCUUAAAUACAGCUUCUUCCAUUAGUGACAUGCUCCAGGACGAGUUUGUAAAACAGGAGUCUAAGCAGCCAUGUCAAACAGCAGCUGGAAAGAGGCCAAAUAAGAAAUGGGUUCCCCAUCGCAAAAGGAGGCCCCCCCGGGUCCCAGCGUGCCCUGUGGCCACCCUGGAGAGCAGAGCCCGCACAUUUUCCUUCCCUGCUCCCGAGGAAAAAGCCAAGGAGAUGCCAGAGAGGAGGAGGAAGAGACCCAAACCCCUCUAUAAGUGCUUCAGCUUCGAUGAUGUUUGGAUGGAGAGGAGUCAAAAAAGGAAGCUAGAGAAGGAGACACAGCCAGAGGGAGGGGUUCAGUUGCAACAUCUCCCACAGGACCCCUCAAAAGCUGGAAUAAGUCCAUCCAUCACAUCUCCUGUUGCCUUUGACAUCCUGCCCCUGAAGCUGCAUUCCUUUUCCAAGAGCACCCCGACAGGCCUGGACUGCGUGGGCUGCAAACGGCGCAUCUCCGCUCCUGUGAUCACUGACGGAGGCCUGGACAAGACAGCCCUGACGGACGAUGUGGGCAGCGAGGAGGAUCUGUACGAGGAUUUCCGCAGCUCUGCCCACCGCUACGGCCACCCCGGCGGCGGCGGCGAGCAGCUGGCCAUCAACGAGCUGAUCAGCGAUGGCAGCGUGGUGUACGCGGAGGCGCUCUGGGACCACGUCACCAUGGAUGACCAGGAGCUGGGAUUCAAGGCUGGAGAUGUCAUCGAAGUGAUGGAUGCCACCAACAAGGAGUGGUGGUGGGGCAGGAUUCUGGACAGUGAAGGCUGGUUCCCAGCCAGCUUUGUUCGGCUGCGGGUGAAUCAGGAUGAGCCCAUGGAGGAUUAUCCCCUGAAGGUGGAGGGGGGCAGAGAGGAGGAUUCCCGGCGCUUUGGGAUGGGCCAGACCACCAAAGACCAGAUGAGGACCAACGUCAUCAAUGAGAUCAUAAGCACAGAGAGAGACUACAUCAAGCACCUGAAGGACAUUUGUGAGGGUUACAUAAAGCAGUGCCGCAAGAGAGCCGACAUGUUUACAGAGGAACAGCUGAAGACAAUCUUUGGGAAUAUUGAGGACAUCUACAGGUGCCAGAAGAAAUUUGUUAAAGCACUAGAGAAGAAGUUCAACAAAGACCACCCACAUUUGAGUGAGGUUGGCUCAUGCUUCUUGGAAUAUCAAACAGAGUUUCAGAUCUACUCCGAGUACUGCAACAACCACCCCAACGCGUGCCUGGAGCUGUCGCGCCUGGCCAAGGUGAACAAGUACGUUUACUUCUUCGAGGCCUGCCGCCUGCUGCAGAAGAUGAUUGACAUCUCCCUGGACGGCUUCCUGCUCACCCCCGUGCAGAAAAUCUGCAAAUACCCCCUGCAGCUGGCCGAGCUGCUCAAGUACACCAACCCCCAGCACAGGGAUUUCAAGGACGUGGAGGCUGCCCUGAAUGCCAUGAAGAACGUGGCUCGGCUCAUCAACGAGCGCAAGCGGCGGCUGGAGAACAUCGACAAGAUCGCCCAGUGGCAGAGCUCCAUCGAGGACUGGGAGGGAGAAGACGUCCUAGUCAGAAGCUCAGAACUCAUCUAUUCUGGGGAAUUAGCCAAAAUCUCCCACCCUCAAGCCAAGAGCCAACAGAGGAUGUUCUUCCUCUUCGAUCACCAGCUUGUCUGCUGCAAGAAGGACCUCCUGCGCAGGGACAUCUUGUACUACAAGAGUAGGAUCAGCAUGGAUGACAUGGAAAUACUGGAUGUGGAAGAUGGCAAAGACAAGGACUUCAAUAUCAGUGUGAAAAAUGCAUUUAAGCUGCACUGCAGAGACACUGAGGAAGUCCAUUUAUUCUGUGCAAAAAAGCCUGAGCAGAAACAGCGCUGGCUGAAGGCGUUUGAGAAUGAAAGGAGGCAGGUGCAGCUCGAUCAGGAGACAGGGUUUUCCAUCACGGAGGUGCAGAAAAAGCAGGCAAUGCUGAAUGCCAGCAAGCAGCACCAUGCUGGGAAGCCCAAGGCUGUCACCAGGCCCUACUACGAGUUCCUGCUGCGGCAGAAGCACCCCACGCUGCCCAGCACGCUCCCUCAGCAGCAGGUCUUCAUGCUGGCAGAGCCCAAGCGCAAGCCCUCGAACUUCUGGCAGAACAUCAGCAGGCUGACGCCCUUCCGGAAAUAGGGGCAGCCCCUGUUUGUGCCUGAAGCCCUUCUGAGAAAGCACUUUAUUCCUCACUGCUGGCAGGUGGAGCCCAGGUUCAGCCAGCCCUGUGCUCACACAGGAUGGCACAGGUGCUCCUGCCUUCCCUAUUUAUUUUGCAGCCCGGCUGACCCGCUGGCUCCCGGGCGAGGCCGCGGUGCCGCGGAGCCAGCCCUGCCCUGCCCAGCAGGCAAAGCUCCAGGAGCACACAGCAGGGAGCUGGACAGGCUGCAGCCCGAGAGAUUUACCUUGUCAGCUGUACUUGGACUCACUCCUUCUGGCUGUGCCCAGCACUGCUGGCCAGCAGCUGCCAUGGCGAGGGCAGCCCAUGGACCCGCUGGCCCCGUGGCCGCUGCUGUGCUCGGAACAACAGCUCAGAGGCCGUGGUGAGGAGGGAUGAACCCUUCUGCUGUGCCCACCCCAUGCCCUGCAUUUCUCAGAGCUGUGAUCCUCCUCCACGUGUCCAGCUAACUCAGCAGCCUCUGCAGGCCCUCAGAGCACAGUGAGCACUGCACUGUGACCUCCUCCCUCCCUCCCUUUAGUCCAGCAGCACCGUGAACGGUGCCCCACAUUAAACUGUGCCAACCUGCAGCAUGAGUCAAGUUGAAGAAUCUCUCUAGUGGGUUUGAGUUACAUAAGUUAGAGAAAAAUGUGCCUAAUUAAUACCAUACUCAAUUCUUUAGAUUCUCGUCUCUCCAUCAUUCUGCCAUAUUUCCUGGCCAAUGAAAAUGCUCAUUGUUUGUAAUGUGUUUAUUUAUGGUAAAAAUCAGAACUGUGUAUUUUGUAAGUCUGUAAUUGUUCUUGUCAGAUGUUGUUAACUUGAUGCCUGUUUUGUCUGUUUUUCUUUUCCUUUUUUUUUUUUAAAAAAAAGGUCAAUAUUUGCAAACCUAGCUCCCAGAAGUCAGAGUCUGCUGUUCAACUCUGCAAUGUCAUUGUUAUGCAAACUCCCACAGACCCUCAAAUUCAAGGAGUGUUACUGACACUUAUAAAAAUGGAAAACCACUUGAUAAAGGCCUAAAUUUGGCAUAAAGAGCCUCACUUUAAGUACCCAAGUUUCAAAUGGUGGCCAAAAAGAAUGAAUUUCAACUUUGGUUAGCAAAAAGAAAGAUUUGCCUUACCAUAGUGAGAGUUAGAAGCCAUACUGACUGAAUUCCCUAGAUUAGGAGACAUCCUGUGACAGUGGAAAGAAGACACUGGCUCAUUCCAGCUCAAGUGUGAGUGAGCACUAACUGUCUGCAGAGCUCAGAAAUCCAGUGUUUGUUGAUGCUGUAGCUGACCAAAGUCUGGUCAUCCAGGGAUAUCUGAAUUCAGUAGCAUGUACAAAGUCCUUCUUGCACUAUAUCUUCCCCCCAGACCAGGGGCAACAUUUAAUUUCAUAAAGAAACUUGUAAAAGUGA
Messenger RNA from Camarhynchus parvulus, 8708 nucleotides. It is a transcript of the gene ARHGEF4, whose product is annotated as Rho guanine nucleotide exchange factor 4. NCBI's taxonomy places the organism in Eukaryota, Metazoa, Chordata, Aves, Passeriformes, Thraupidae. Gene Ontology annotation, molecular function: guanyl-nucleotide exchange factor activity; protein binding. Bases 223 to 7293 code for a protein of 2356 amino acids. The transcript is spliced from 14 exons. Gene Ontology annotation, biological process: intracellular signal transduction. The record is from RefSeq and is a predicted model, not a curated record.